AUGCGGAUCUCAAAAGAUCCAAAAAACCGAUUGUAUCGAGAAUCAAGAGGCAACCGCUUGCGUUCAUCUUCUUCUCCAGCGACCUGUUCUCCCCUGAAAUUACCCCCAAAUCCCGCUAGAGAUUCGGAAUUCGUGCCUCCUUGCCGUCGAUCUGGCCCCCCAUCAGUGCCUACUGCUCGUGGAUUUCGGCCAGCAUCAGUGUCGCUUGCGGCAGCGAGGAGUCUAACGGCUGACUGUACGGCAGCGUUGUCGUACGGGAACUGCUCAACCUCACCAAGUUUCUUAUCGGCGAACCUCCAGAGCAAGUGUGGCAAUAGUCAUCAAGAACUCAUCUAAUUCUAACCAUUUUUUUCCCUUUCUCUUCUUCUGAUACUCAAAACCUAGCAGGGCUUCCCCAGAUGAGUUUCUACCAUUUUACACACAACCAAAUUUCAAAGUGACUUCAAAAAUCUAAAAUGCCUGUGCCAGCAAGACUCGAACCAUCUGAUCUAACCCCCACGAAAAACGCUUUCAUCUCAGCCAUCCAAUUCGCCACAUCAUCCGACGGCCCGUGCCCCACUCUCGGUUACGGGCCGCGUGUCUCGGCCCAAGAACAGGUAGAAUACAUGCUGGCUAAGAGCGAGUUCACGCUCUCCUCCGACCCUGACAUUUUAUCCGAGGCCCGAACGGGCCUUUCCGGAACCCUCUCGUCGUUCGAGCGCCUGCUGGCGGAAUCUUCCGAGGAAGGAAUCACUCGGUGCCUCUCGGAUCUCGAGUGGAUGUGCGGAGUCUCACAAAAGAUGGGCCUCAUGGCCGAGUUCGUCUCCGGGUGGAUCGACUCGUCUGAGGGAAUUCUAAAGGCAGUCGAGGCCCGCGGGCUUGGGCCGGGCUUUCGGGCCCGUAUUUUGCGGGUGGUGUAUAGGGUGUUGGAUGCGGUGGGGUACGGGAGUGUUAUCCUGCGGGCCGCGGGUCGGGUGAGGGUUUUGAAGGUGUGGGUGCCGUUUGUGAGGAGUUUGAGGGGUGAGGGGUGGUUGGAGGGUGACGAGGAUAUGUGGGAAGGGAUAGAAGGGGCGAUUGUGUCAAUAGUGUCGGGAUUGCCGUCUGAUGAUCAGGCGGAGAUUCUGGCGGAGUGGAUGGAGGGUGGUGAUGGGGGGAGGUACCCGGAUUUGAGUGAGGCUUUCGAGGUGUGGUGUUUUAGGAGCAAGUCUGCUAAGAGGAGGUUGGGUUUUAGUAUAUAGUGUAAGUUUAGUUUCUGAGUUUAUUUAAUCAUUUUUUUUUUUUAUGCUUUUCCUUUUGGUGGUUUGUUUGUUGUUGAUGUUGUUGUUGUUGUUGUAUGGUGUUAGGUUGGGAGCUUUCAUAGUUCCAUUCUGAGAAGGUUUGUAUGAGUUUUUUGGAGAUGGACAUGGUUGGUUCAUUGUUUUCCUUGCAGAUUC
Molecule: messenger RNA, 1412 nt
Organism: Striga asiatica
Lineage: Eukaryota; Viridiplantae; Streptophyta; Magnoliopsida; Lamiales; Orobanchaceae
Source: the annotation of a GenBank genome assembly